This is a messenger RNA of Gymnogyps californianus (California condor), 5114 nucleotides long. RefSeq names its product zinc fingers and homeoboxes 1 (gene ZHX1). The record is from RefSeq and is a predicted model, not a curated record. Gene Ontology annotation, molecular function: DNA-binding transcription factor activity, RNA polymerase II-specific; DNA binding. NCBI's taxonomy places the organism in Eukaryota, Metazoa, Chordata, Aves, Accipitriformes, Cathartidae. Bases 492 to 3116 code for a protein of 874 amino acids. Gene Ontology annotation, cellular component: nucleus. The transcript is spliced from 4 exons. Gene Ontology annotation, biological process: regulation of transcription by RNA polymerase II.
AGGAGCUGGCGAGUUCCCGCCCGGUGUCACCGGGCUGCGCGCACCCGCGCUGGCGGACGGACUGACAGACUGACGGCAGCCAUCGAGCCAUGAAGUUCUGGUUCCAGAGUUGUCUCGCAUCCCGUGGCGUUGCGGAGCGGGGGCGAGCGUGGAGGAACAGUACGGUAUCAGGAUGUGCAGCACUGGAGAUCAACACCGACUUCAAUAAACCAUGUAAUGGAGGCAGUUCUGGAUCUCUGAAAGGGCUCAGAGUAUCUGCAGUAGUGAAUAUUAUCUGGUGGUGGAUGUGGACUUUAAAACAGUGUGUCUCAACAUUUCAUCCUCAACUAUCUAUUUUUAAUCUGAUUGCACUACAAAAGAAAAGCUGCUAAUGGGAUAGAUGUUGAGACUUUACGAGAACUGACUUGAAGUACCGAAAGCCAUUAUUAUUAAUCAAGAGCUUGAAGCUAAGUCUGUAUCUGACCAGUCAGUAUCAUUUUCACAUAACAGGCAUGGCAAGUAAACGAAAAUCAACAACACCGUGCAUGGUCUUAGCCAACGAGCAGGAUCCGGAUCUAGAAAUGGUGUCAGACUUGGAGGAAGGACCACCUAUACUUGCGCCAGCAGAUAACCCUACAGCAGAGAGCGUAACAAGUGAUGAGGAUGUUCAUGAGUAUGUGGAUUCAGACAAUCAGAAAAAUACAAAUAAAGUAGAAGGUGGUUACGAGUGUAAAUACUGUACUUUUCAAACUCCAGAUCUCAAUAUGUUUACUUUUCAUGUGGAUUCUGAACAUCCCAACGUAGUAUUAAAUUCAUCCUACGUUUGUGUAGAAUGCAAUUUUCUUACCAAAAGAUACGAUGCUCUCUCAGAACAUAAUUUGAAGUACCACCCUGGAGAGGAGAAUUUUAAAUUGACCAUGGUGAAACGUAAUAAUCAGACAAUCUUUGAACAAACAGUAAACGAUCUCACUUUUGAUGGGAGUUUUGUUAGAGAAGAAAACACUGAACAGGCUGACUCUUCUGAGGUCCCCUCAUCAGGGAUCUCAAUUAGCAAAACUCCUAUUAUGAAGAUGAUGAAAAACAAAACCGAGGCUAAACGUAUCGCUGUUUUCCACAAUGUAGUUGAUGACAUUCCUGGUGAAGAAAAGGGAACUGAAAAUGAGCCGAACUCUGAAGAAGUAGUAGAAAACCCACCACCGUCAGUUUCUGAGUCAAAAGUGAGCCAUUCAGUUGUUUGCAGUGCAGCAGAUGUGGCCAGUGCGGUAGUGACUCCAGCACCAGUGCUUCAGCCUGGGGUGGCACAGGUUAUAACAGCUGUUACAGCUCCACAGAACUCAAACCUGAUUCCAAAAGUCCUAAUACCUGUAAAUAGCAUUCCAGCCUAUAAUACUGCUUUGGAUAACAAUCCUCUUUUGCUUAACACCUACAACAAAUUCCCAUAUCCAACCAUGUCGGAAAUCACUGUUCUUUCCACUCAAGCUAAGUACACAGAGGAACAGAUUAAAAUAUGGUUUUCUGCGCAGCGUCUGAAGCACGGUGUGAGCUGGACGCCGGAGGAAGUGGAGGAAGCAAGGAGGAAACAAUUUAAUGGCACAGUGCAUACUGUGCCACAGACAAUUACUGUUAUUCCAGCACACAUUUCCGCUGCUAGCAAUGGUUUACCUUCAAUUUUACAGACAUGCCAAAUAGUUGGUCAGCCAGGACUUGUUCUCACUCAAGUUGCAGGUGCAAAUACGUUGCCAGUAACAGCCCCAAUAGCUUUGACUGUAGCGGGAGUCCCAAACCAAACACAGUUACAGAAGAGUCAGAUUCACACUGCUCAGCCUAUUGCAGAAACCAAACAAGUAGCUGCCGUUCCAGCCCCUCAGCCUAUCAAAAAUGAAUCCGCACUGAUAAAUCCUGACUCCUUCGGCAUCCGAGCAAAAAAAACUAAGGAACAGCUGGCAGAAUUGAAAGUCAGCUACCUUAAAAAUCAGUUUCCUCAAGAUUCAGAAAUUGUUAGACUUAUGAAAAUAACAGGCCUGACUAAAGGAGAGAUCAAAAAGUGGUUCAGCGAUACACGCUACAAUCAGAGAAACUCAAAGAAUAAUCAUGGGAUUCAUCUCAACAGUGAUUCAUGUGCCACCAUUGUUAUUGAUUCAAGUGAUGAAAUGAAUGAGUCCCCAACGGGAGUCACUCCGCAGAGCAAGUCAUCAUGGAGCACUUUUCCUGAUUUUACCCCACAGAAAUUCAAAGAGAAGACUGCUGAACAGCUGCAAGUCCUCCAAGCAAGUUUUCUUAAUAACCCUGUCCUUACUGACGAAGAGAUGAAUAGGUUAAGAGCCCAAACCAAACUGACCAGGAGAGAGAUUGAUGCCUGGUUUACAGAAAGAAGGAAAUCAAAUGUCUUGAAGGAAGAGGGAGCUGACUUGAAUGAGAGCAAUGCUGGCAGCUCAAAAGAAGAGGCUGGAGAAACAUCUGUGGGAGAUGGAGUGGCAGGAGCAAAAUCAGGGUGUUCCACUUCAAGCAAAACAGGCAAAAAAUCACCAGAGCAGUUGCACAUGCUUAAAAGUUCCUUUGUCCGUACUCAGUGGCCAUCUCCACAAGAAUACAACAAGCUGGCGGAAGAAACUGGGCUCCCAAGAUCAGAAAUUGUGAGCUGGUUUGGAGAUACUCGCUAUGCCUGGAAAAAUGGUGGAUUGAAAUGGUAUUAUUAUUACCAGAGCGCCAAUGCAAACAGUCUGAAUGGCCAAGGCUUUGCAAGAAAGAGAGGGAGAGGAAGACCAAAAGGGAGGGGGAGAGGGAGGCCUCGGGGGAGGCCUCGGGGAAGCAAGAGGUUAAAUUGCUGGGACAGAGGUAUGUCUGUCAUAAAAUUCAAAACUGGAACAGCAAUCCUGAAGGACUACUAUAUGAAGCACAAAUUCCUUAAUGAGCAAGACCUCGAUGAACUGGUAGCCAAAUCUCACAUGGGAUAUGAGCAGGUCAGAGAGUGGUUUGCAGAAAGGCAAAGAAGAUUAGAACUUGGAAUAGAGCUGUUUGAUGAGAAUGAGGAGGAAGACGAAAUGCUGGAAGAUCAGGAAGAUGAGGAAGAAACAGAUGAUAGUGAUACUUGGGAACCCCCCCGACACGUUAAGCGUAAACUUUCAAAAUCCGAUUGACAUGCAGUUUGGGAUUUGGGGGCCAGAAACCUAUGAAUUAGGUUUGAUGUUAUGGUGAAGAGCCAAAUGAUUUUUCAUGGCCUUCAGUUUAGCAAGCACCUGCUUAGCAUCUUCCUUCCACCUAAAAGAACAUGGGCAAGAUGCUACCUGUGCAGGCAACAAGUAUUUGCUUCCUUGCUACAAGAGAUGGACAUCCUCAGGCCUAGCCUAGGACAUGGGGUUACAAAUCGGAUCCAGUUCAGCUCCUCCUCUUCCACGUUACUGAUGGGAAGGUUCAUGUUCAUCAUUCACGUGACUGCUUCUCAAUACUUAAUUGCCUUAUGUUGUUUAAUUCCAAAAAAACACUGACGCAUUUUUUCGUUGAUGUAGGAGAACAUUGCCUGCUCAUGAAGGAGGAAAAUACAAAAACCUAAGAUGUCUUUUUGCAAACAUCGCUUCACCUGAAAGGUUUCAAGGCCUGGGUUUAUUUCUUAAGGAAAGAGUUCAAAACAAAAGAGAAGGGGAAAAGUGUGACAAAGGAAUCAAUGAACCUAGGGAUGCCUAUCAUGAAACUUUCCCUAAAGAAUCUGCUAGAAUGACGGAAGAUUCAAGUCUUCAUCUGGGAUACGAAAUGAUCAACCACAAGAGCUCCAUUAUGAUUUCGAAAUGUUCCCCUGUCUCCAGUUCCAGCUUACAAAAGUGUUUCCAAUUUUGCAUAGUUGGCUAUCUGCAUGUAUGCUUACAGUCUGUACAGAAAUGCACUAAAAUGAGUUGCCCUACCUGGGAAGGCUUUAUAUUGUAUAGAAGAUGUGGCACUAGGUACUGCUCUUCAUGUGCACAGGAGAGUUAACAGGUGUCGAUCUCGUUUACAGAAAUGAUGGCGCUUUGCAAUUUUCUAUAAUAUAUUGCAAUAUAUUUAAAUGUCCUGUUUGACAUGUGAAAUGAAAUUAAGUUAAUGCAUUGUUAUGUAUUUGAAGUAUGAGGAAGACGAUUCACUAACAACCAGCAAGGUUUUUAGAAGGUGUCCAGUACGUAGCCGUCUGUGUGAUCUGUCUGGUGUAUGUGAUGUUAAAGGAAGCAACAAUACUGUCACUGUUUAGAAUGAAGAGUUUCUUUUGAAUGAUGCAAUAGCUUACAGUGUCUUUCCUUUGUAGCUGCCCAAUGUGGUGAAGGGGAAGCAAUUCUUGAAAAAGUUCAAGAUAACUGGUUAACUGUGAAUGGGCCUAAUCUUUCGUGAAACCAAGAAAAUUUUUGGACACACACAGGACUUGAAUACUCAAAAGGAUUGGAACUUAGUGUUGUGCCAAAGUUAAACUACUGCAGUUGGCAGAAGUUCUGCACUGUAAAUAGAAGACUGAUUAAAAGACAGCUUGUUAAAAAAAAAAAUCAAAUUUUAAUACAGUACAUUUUUAUUCUGAUACAUGAUGGAAACAUUCUGUUUUAGACCUUUUUUGAAGAGGCUUCAGUGACCACUAGAUUUUGUCCUCUUAUAUUUUGUUUGGCCUAAUACUAUAUGUUCUAGUAAGAUGGGCUUUAUUGCCUGUGUUCUUUGAUAUGUGAUUAAGCUUAUAGCUUUGAGUGACCAAACAUUUUACAGAGUAAAAGUUCUUAGAAACAGUAUAACAUAACUGAUAUUUCUGUGUCUUAUUUAUCAGGCUCUGCACAAACUUGGAAAGUUGUGCUGGACUUGUGCAACUCAUAUAUGGGAACGCAGCAUACUUCUGGAUAUUACAAACCUAAGCCUUUGUGGCAGUACUGAUCUUGUCUUUGGAUUUAUUUUUGUUAUUUUUUUGAGGCAAAGAGACGAAUGGAUGCUGCUGUAAAAUAUUUGUAAUAUUGCCAUUAUUGCUUUCCGUAGCAAUUAUUGCUUUUGCUUCAACAGAUAAAGAAAAUAAAUCAGAGAUAGAAAAAUCCUAAAAGACGCUGGUAGAAGAAAGGAUCAUGUGGGAACUUCUGAAAAUAAACUUUGUACCAAAAAUUUGAAAACAGAAAUAAUGGAAUAAAUGUCUCCUUACUGAG